Neocloeon triangulifer is the source of this 3677-nucleotide messenger RNA. RefSeq names its product zinc finger MYND domain-containing protein 11-like. Lineage: Eukaryota; Metazoa; Arthropoda; Insecta; Ephemeroptera; Baetidae. The coding region runs from base 186 to 1988 and encodes 600 amino acids. The transcript has 13 exons. Gene Ontology annotation, molecular function: protein binding; transcription corepressor activity. The record is from RefSeq and is a predicted model, not a curated record. Gene Ontology annotation, biological process: regulation of transcription elongation by RNA polymerase II.
AUUUGCACCGAUUCCGUCAAAAACCGUGCAGUGGCGCUGGUGUCCAUCGUUAUUUACUUUGUUAUUGUCAAUCUUCGGUGUCGUCACAUAUCAACUUCUUGUUUUAAUUUCUUUUCAUGGAUUCUAAGUGAAAUUGGCGCCGCUCUUUCCUGAUUUCCUUUGUUUUUUCAUCAGGAAACUGAAAAAUGGCAAGCGUGAAGAAAGAACCAACUGUGGAAGCAGCGCAGCGGCCCAUAAAAAAGGUUAGGCGUCGAUGUGGGCCUCUGGAGGCUCAUCAGGUCUUUGAUGCCAUUUCCUUCUGGACAUCAGACAUUAUGAGACAACAGGCAACUCAAGAGAGGAUCCAAACCUUCUUAAAGUCUAGAUAUCAACAUGACGAAGAAACUGUAAACCUGAUGCUGGAGAGGUGCUUGGAUGACAAGAUUAUUCUUCGGGAGAACAAGCAGUGCGUCAGAGGAAAGAUGACCGGAAAAAUGAUUGAUAUCCACGUUGUUGCUGUUGAUGUGCCUAGGGAUGGGUGGGACUGGUUUUGCUUUGAGUGCCACGGAAAGGGAUGCGUCUUUGGAUGCAAUUCGUGCCACCGAGUUUACCAUCAAGACUGCUUGCCUGAGGAAUUUAAAAAUGAUGUUGACAAUCUGAAAUGCCCAGUUUGCGUGGAGGUAGCAGCAGAGCUUGCUUCGACAAAUUACAACCGUGAAAUAUUGAACAAGUGUCUUGGUUUUGUCUGCGAAAGAGUCAAAUUCUUUGUGCCUGAGAAUGUUUUCCUCCGCAAAGUGAUUUCUGGUCCUUUGGUUCGAUCUACUAAUCCCACUUUGGUGGACGCUGAAGUCGAGCCUUACCGUGAAAAUCUUCUGCUCUUCAUGCCAAUGAGCAUUGAAAGGAUGGUUCAGAAAACUGUGGAUAAGGAGUACAAGACAGUUAUAGAAUUUGUUGCUGAUGCCAAAACCAUUCUACACAACGUUGCAGGGUACCACUUUGGCAACACUGCAAACGCCACAGCUGCAGUUCCUCCUCUGAAGAAUAUGUUAAAGGCUGUGGAACAUGAUGCAGUAGAAAUUAAAAACUGCAUGCAAUGCUUUGUCAACUCAAACGAGCAGCCAGAUAAUUGGUACUGCCUUCCUUGCGAGCCUCCUCACAAGCUCGUUUAUGCCAAGCAGAAGGGCUAUUGUUACUGGCCGGCCAAGGUUAUCAAGAAGAGAGAGGAAGGCAAAAAGGUCAAGUAUGACGUCCGCUUUUUUGGUGCCCCCUAUGAGAGGGCAGUGAUCGAGGAGGCCUUCGUGAAGCCGAUCAACACGCCCGUCACUUCCCUGAGCCUUAAGAGAACAGCCAAACUGAACUCUGCGCUCAACGAGCUUGCAAACCAUAUUGAGCAGAUGAAACAGCCAGAACCGAAAAUUGUGGUCAAAAGUGAAGCUCAACAUGACACUGCCAGUCCACCAAAGAAGAGGAUGAAGACUGCCAAAAAACAAGAGCAGAGUACAAAGACUGCAGUGGCUGAAAAAGUGGAACCACCAAAGGAAGAGGAAAAAACUGAACCUGAGCUGCCAGUCGAGGGCAAAACUGACAUGCCUCCAGAGUUAGAUUCAAACCGCAACUCCGUCACCUCAUCUGACAAUUGCAAAGUAACUGUGGAGGAGAGCUCUGAGGACGCCGUCUCGUCAAGCAACGCCACAAAUGGUGAAUGUUCGAGCGUCAACAAUGAAUGUCUCGAGCAGUUGCGCCAAAAACACAUCUCUGAAAUUGCCAAAAUUCAAUUAGCUCACUCCGAGGAGCUGAAAAAACUCAAAGAGGAUCACCGCUUGGAGAUUGAGCAAAUAAAUCAGCAGCACAAAAUCACAAUUGAAGAAACCAAAGCCAAAAUUUGGUGCUGCCAGUGCUUCGGAGAGGCCAUCCUCUACUGCUGUUGGCAGACUGCAUACUGCAGCAAAGAGUGCCAGCACAGGCACUGGAUGAGUGACCACAAACUCAAGUGCAGACGUAGUCGUUAACCUUUGUCGGCAAAGCCAGUCAUCUUGGAAGGAGAUCAAUCAAUCAAUCUAUCUUGGUAUAUUUUUUUUAGUCACAUUUGUUUUUUGUCGUUUCCUAUUCAUAAUUUUAGCCCACGCCAUGUGUUGUUGUUGCACUGAAUGUGAAAUUUCACGCAGUCAUUUUUUUAAUUCGAUCCUCAUUUUAAGCGUCAUUUUUGUGGGCAGCCAAAGAUUUUAAAAAGCGAUUUAUUUACUCAUUUAAAACGCGCCCCAAGUUUUGUUUGUCUCUAUGUUACAUUAUAGUCAAUGUGUUCGUUAAGUUCUCGUUUGUUUUGCCGGUUGUGAGAGCGAUGGGCAUUAUACAAUAUUUCCACUUUAGUGUGAUUUUUAUCAUGUAUCAGCACUUCUGGGAUAAUAAUUUUAAUGGCUCUUUUAGACGCGAGUCGUAUAUAUUCACUCUUUGUUUAUUGUAGUGAGUGUAUGUAUUUUGGGUCCAAUAUCGUUUAGGCUUAUGAGAUAUAUUUAUCCUUCUGACUCGAGAAUAGCAACCACAAAAUCCCUGGUUUCGGAAAAUGUGAAAUGGCCCAGCAAAGUCAGAGACCCUGAUUAAGAGAAUAGCAAAACAAUAAUAUUGCCUUAUAUUGCUGUUGUUGUCUAUUGACACAAAAAUCUUAUGAAAAACGCUAUCCAUUCUAACUCCCCAAUACUUUCUAAACAUUAGAGCUAGGCAGAAAAAUUUUUGAGUCCUCACAGGACAAAAAUUCUUGUAUCAAACGUUAUUGGUUUGCCUUAUAAAUAUUUUUAUCGUGAGUUGACGUUACUUUUCUCCCUAUUGUGGUGAAUUCUUUUGAACUAUUUCAUAAAUUAGCCUAAUUGUUUUAAAAAAAGAAAUAGAGACAAAUAUUCACUUCCACUUCUUCAGCACAAAGUAUCAUAUCAUAAUUUUUUAAACACUCAUGAAUAAUCAUAAUUGUUUUAUUGUUCAAGAUUUUAGCGAUUUGAUGUUACACAGAACGUGCAUAUUAUAUUUAUAAUUAUUCACGUUAAAUUUAUUUUUUAAGCAUAAAUAUUCUUGUUAAGUGUGUGGUGCAAAAUCCAGUCAUACAAACAUUAUUAUAGUGUGCUUUCUUUGUGUUGACGUGUAGAAGUUCCAAUGACAAUCAAAAGAAAAAUAACCAAGUUAGUCGUUUUGGAAUUCAAAUUUAAAAAUUUAAAAUAGCAAAAAAGCACCAUAUUUAUUAAUUGUUCUUUUUACAAAAUCAUAUCAAAAUUUUGCAACAGCUUGCAAAAUUAUUUUCGAGUACCAAAAGCCUACGACAACUUAAAAGUUUUAUAAUUAUGAAUUUUGCGGAAUUUUGAAAUUGGACCAUUUGUGCACCAAUGCCUGCAUAAAAUACCGAAUUGCCCUUAUAAUAUUACUGAAUAUUACAUAAAGUAUAGCCUUUGCAGAAAAAAAUAUGAGCUCUUGAUUGAGAGCCAUUUUAAAGUAAUAUACACCAUAUUAAUGCAGAACCUUAUGAAUAUACAAGCAGUUAUUAGAUAAAAAAAAACACAGUUACCAUAAUAUGAAAAAUAAUGUAUUUAUCUUUAUUGAAACCAAAUUCUAUAGAUGCUUAGAGAAGUAAUGAAUUAUAUUAAGUACCAAUUGCACGCAAUGCUUGUAGUGUGUUGUAUUGCAGAGUCAAUCAAAUAAAUAUUUUGAAACGUAAA